Molecule: messenger RNA, 3035 nt
Organism: Saccostrea cuccullata (small rock oyster)
Lineage: Eukaryota; Metazoa; Mollusca; Bivalvia; Ostreida; Ostreidae
Product: MAM and LDL-receptor class A domain-containing protein 1-like
Exons: 17
Coding region: 1-2862 (953 amino acids)
Cellular component (GO): membrane
Source: RefSeq, a predicted model, not a curated record
AUGGCAGACGAUAAAGUGACGUAUGAUGUCCCGACUAAAUCUUCUCGUCAAAAGUCUUUGUUUUUAUCGUCUGUGAUUCUGGUGUUCGUUUUCGUCAAUACUGUAGUUUUCCUGGCUCUGACAAUUCAUCAACUCAGGAACAUUGGCGAAAUAGAGCGAAAGCUAUUGGUAAAGCGUCAAAAUGUCGAGACCUUGGGAGCUUCGUGUCAGAACAAUGAAUAUUCAAAGGAGAAACUUCUUCAGAUAACUGACUUAUUGCUGAAUAUUGAUCAGAAGUAUUCGGGAUUAGGUGAAAGGCUUCGGAAACGCCAAACAGCGUCCUUAGCAACACUUUUUCAAGACCUUGUACAUGCACAGGAGCAGCUUUUGUUGGAACGUUGUACUCCUGAUACAAUUAUUUGUAUUAAAGGACUGAAAGGAGACCAUGGUAUUCCUGGAGAAAAAGGCGACAAGGGCCAGACCGGAAAUAAAGGAAUGCCAGGAAAUAAGGGCUUUGAUGGCACAAAAGGAAUGCCGGGAGAAAAAGGCGAAAAAGGCAUUAUGGGAGAUACAGGAGAUUUGGGACCAAGAAAUGUGAAUGGGUCAAAAGGAGACAGGGGAAUCUCUGGUGAUAAAGGAGAUGUAGGGAUAGUGGGUGCGAAAGGUGAACCGGGAGUAAAUGGUGUUAAAGGGGCACCAGGCGAUAAAGGCCAGACGGGCCCCAUAGGGAAGCCUGGAUUGAAUGGACCCAAAGGUACUAAAGGGGAACCUGGUAACAUAGGUGAGAAGGGUGUUAAAGGAGCCAUAGGUGACACUGGACCGAGUGGAACUUCUGGAAGUAGAACAAACUGUGACUGCAUGGAUAAACCAAAAUUUUAUGAAAGCAGUAAAACAAUGGCGGUACACUACGGCGAUAAUGUGACGCUAGACUGCUUUACAUCAACAAAACCGGAAGCCACAAUUACGUGGACCAAGACUGAUAGCAAUGGCUGCUUCGCCAAUUUUUCCAAGACAUCUAGCGAUAAGAUAGAACUGGAGAGGAUACAACCUGUAGAUAUCGGAACCUAUCAAUGUUCAGCAGAAAACGUCUUGGGAACAGCAGUUAAAACUAUCACACUCACAACUACAGACAAUCCUGACGUCAUUUCCUGUGACUUUGAAUCCGGUCUUUGUGGCUGGCAUCAAAGUAAAUCAGAUGACGUAGAUUUCUCCAGAAACACGGGCUACCUCAGGACGCCAACAACAGACCAUACCCCUGGAAAAGGAGGAAAGGGUUAUUAUGUUAACAUAGACAGUGCUUCAAUGACAACUGGUCAAACUGGUCAAGUAGAAUCGUUCUUCGUCCCGGCCCACCAGAAACAUUGCCUGAUCUUCUGGUAUUUUAUUGACGGGGCAUCAGGAGCUACUCUUCAUGUUAAAACUAAAGCUUGUAGCAUGGAUGAGGCUACUCUUCUGAAGUUAACAAGUUCAAGGAUGGGUUGGAUGCAGGCGAAAGUCGACAUUCCUGUCGAUAUUCAUGGGCGACAAAUUAUUUUUGAAGCAAAACGAGGCAAUUCCGCCUCUGACGUCGCCAUUGAUGACGUCACUUUGUCCAAUAACGAAUGUCCUCCUGCUGACAAAAAACCAGAAGUAUUGAACAAAAAUACAACAAUUCGGAGUUUUCCGGGAGAUAGAGCAGAGUUACAUUGCAAUGUUACUGGUCAACCUCAACCUAACAUCACAUGGAUCAAAGAAAGUGCAUGUAGCAAAUUCGAGAGAAAUGUACAAACUCUGAUCUUACCAAAUGUAACACAAGCUCAGUCUGGGACCUACAAAUGUAUUGCCACUAACAGUAUGGGGCGAGAUGAAGGUCAAGUGAAACUAGUAGUCAACGAAACACAGACUUGCACAUUUGACACUACAACGGAAUCAUGUGAUUGGAAGAAUAUAGCAUCCGGAGACGACAGGGAUUGGAUGAGACAAAGCGGAAGUACACCUUCCAGUACUACAGGGCCUUCAACUGAUCAUACUCUGGGGACCACUUCCGGUUAUUAUAUGUAUAUGGAAGCAUCCAGUCCAGUUCAAGUGAAUGACACUGCAGUUCUACAGUACAAAACACUGCCUUCUGAUCAACCGUUCUGUCUAAGCUUCUGGUAUCAUAUGUACGGUUCUAGCAUGGGCUCACUGCGAAUAAUGGCAAAGGACUGUGUAACGAAUACCCGAAGUCAGCUAUGGAAAGAAAGUGGAAGCAAAGGUGAUGCAUGGAAAAAUGCUUGUCUUCUUGUGGAACAACAAGGUCACGAUUACAAUCUCCAAAUCGAGUCUGUGCGUGGUCCAAACUACCAUUCAGAUAUCGGGAUAGACGAUGUUAAUGUCAACACCGGAACGUGUUCUUGCCGAAAAUCCAUCAGUAUUGCCUGUAAUUUCGAGAAGGAUAUGUGUCAAGGGCAGGGUUUUGCUGCAAGACAUAAUACAACGUAUGUUUUGCAAUGGACUCGGAUAAAAGGAGUGACACCUUCCGUAGACACGGGGCCGGAUCAUGACCACACCACAGGCACUGGGUAUUAUAUAUUUGUGGAGACUUCCGGAGGCAGUUCUGGUUUAAAAGGUUCAUUUGUAUCUCCCGAGUUACCUGCUAACCAAGAGGCAUGCUUGCACUUUUGGUACAAUAUGAAUGGAGUGGAUAUGGGGAGUCUAGAUGUACUCAUUGAGCCGUCAAAUGGCGGUAGUUCCAACAUUUUUCAUCAGACUGGAAAUCAUGGAGUUAAAUGGAUCGAAGCAAGGAUGACCAUACCUGUACAAAACCACCCAUAUAAAAUAGAUUUUCAGCCAACCAGAGGAGCUAGUUUUCAUGGUGAUGUGGCGCUAGAUGACAUUUCUAUCAAAGAUGGUUCAUGUAGCUAAUAAAAAAAUACACAAAGAAAACGGUUUCCAAUUUUAAUAAAACUGUUUUUACACCAGUUGUACUAAAUUCUGUACAUAGUUGACAAUUUAAAAUACAACAAGAAUAUGAAAAGGUAUGCUGCUGCUUUCACAAAUAAUGAGUAUAAAUCAAAGUAUUUGCUGCUGUACAUUUA